AUGUCAUCUUCAGAACACAACGCGUGGCAAACCAUCAGGACGCAUCUCAACUUUUUCCGCAUACACGUCAUCUUCUUCACUUUGACACCCCUGAUAUUCUCUGGGGUCCUUUAUGCCAGCAAUGGCAGAUAUCCAGUUGCAUACAUCGAUGCGCUAUACAACUCAGUCAGCGCAAUAACCAUGUGUGGGCUAGCGACCGUGAACUUGAGUCAGCUUACUGCUUGGCAGCAAGUCUUGCUGUUCAUCCAGAUGUGUAUUGGUAACCCAGUCAUAGUAUCGUGGGUGAUGGUGUACACCAGGAGGUACUAUUUUGCUAAGACAUUCGAUCAUAUUAUUGAAGUAGAGGCUGCCCGACAAGCCGCGAUCAAAGUGGAGCAGCAGCUUGCCACUGCGUCUGGGAGUUCUGUCAGCAGUAAAGGCGGAUGGUCCCGUCGCAUUUUCCGGAGGAAGACUGGCCUUAGUACAGUACCGGAGGAUUCUGCUAGUGAUGAUGCUCGAACGACACCGAAGGAUAGUGCAAAGAGACUGAGACCCGAUAUGAUCAGGCGCAUGGAUGCGCCCCCUAAACUGGUCAACCCGAGCGGACGGAUCACGGAAAGCGGUGCGAUCCCAAUGAAGCGGUUUUCGUUGAAAUCCAGUGCAACAAGUCUAAACGAUGAACAAGGGCCCUCGCCUCGUCAACUCGCGUUUACCGAUGAUCGGGGUGCUGUGACAUCAGUUGCAUCGACUGGAAUGCCACGGACAGCGACUAUCGAGUUUGCACCCACGGUUUCUCGUUCCCAUCCUCCCCUCUUUCCUGUUGGCAGCCGGAGCGGUCGCUCAGAUUCCCCUGACAUUUCAUCAGAUAUUUCACUUUCGGGUUUCUCUGCUCCCCGCCGCCGCCGUUCUUCCGCAGUGCCUCAACAUUCGCACGUACCAAUGGCGCAGCACCCAACCACUCAAACUCAUCGAUCUGGCGAAGCUAGGCGCGCAUCGGGCUCGUAUCCAUCGCAUUCCUUCGAUCACGUUGACCAGCCGCAAGAACAGAUGCUGCGAGGGUUCGGGGGUUUUCCUAUGCCGCACGAGCUGCUAGGGAUGCUGUUUGGUUGGCUGUUUCCUCGUGCCAAGAACAGACUGAAGAGAACUGUAACGAUUCCUGUUACUACUACACUGACGGGCGGUGGUCUGGGACGGACUAUGAGUGGCGCUGCGAGUAUCCCUGGGAGACCAGCCCAUAGCGGAAGUAUUAGCGCUAAGGAAGGUACGAAGCCUGUUACGUAUAUCUCGUUCGACGCAAUUGUCGGGCGUAAUUCUGCGUUUCAUUUUUCGACGAACGAACAGCUUGAGGAGUUGGGUGGAGUCGAAUUUCGGGCACUGAACGCCCUGCUAUGGUUAAUUGCAUCUUAUCACAUAGUCGUACAACUAAUUUCCUUCGUGGUGAUCGCUCCUUACAUGACAUUGCCAAAGUGGUCGAGCGAUCUCGAACCUCCUGCCCUAUUCAGAAAAGUCGCGGUCCCUUGGUUUUCACUCUUCCAAGUCGUAUCGGCGUACACAAAUACCGGAACUUCUCUUGUCGAUCAGAGCAUGGUGCCCUUCCAGACAGCCUAUCCAAUGAUCUUUUUUAUGAUGUUUUGUAUCUUGGCUGGCAACACUGCUUUUUGUGCUACCUCUUUGAUAAACUGGUUGUUCAUCUUAGGAAGUUGGGUAAUGACGAAACUCGUACCGAGGGAUUCUCGAGUCAAUGAAACACUACACUUCCUCUUGGACCAUCCCCGUCGAUGCUUUGUUUAUCUUUUCCCUUCGUACCAAACUUGGUUCCUCCUUACGAUUCUGGUCUUCAUGAAUUUUACAGACUGGUUCUGCUUUUUGGUCCUCGAUAUCGGUAACCCUGACAUCGAUUCCAUACCCAUAGGAACGAGAAUUGUCGCUGGACUAUAUCAGGCCAUUGCUGUUCGUGCCGCGGGGUUUGGAAUAGUUCCACUUGCCAGAAUAGCUCCGGCUGUCAAAGUGCUGUAUGUUAUCAUGAUGUAUGUUAGCGUAUGUGAUGUUCGCUCGACAAACGUAUACGAAGAGCAGUCCCUGGGUAUAUACAAGCAUGAUGACCAUUCAAUGGACGAGAACGCCUUUUCGACUGUAGGCCCAAGGAUGACGGUAUGGUCUCGGUAUCUGGCCAUGCAUGCGCGUCGACAGCUGGCAUUUGACAUGUGGUGGUUGUGUCUGGCGCUGGUGUUAGUUUGUAUCAUAGAGCGUGGAAAUUUGGACAACACGGAGAUACAGGGCUGGUUCAAUAUUUUUACUAUCAUUUUUGAAUUAGUCUCAGCAUACGGCACUGUUGGUCUCAGUCUCGGGAUACCUACCGAAAAUUACUCGUUUUCCGGUGCCUUGAAGCCUCUGUCAAAGCUCAUUUUAUGCAUCGUCAUGCUUCGCGGGCGACAUCGUGGUCUCCCAGUGGCCAUCGACCGCGCCAUCAUGCUUCCCUCCGAAUUCGAAAAGACGAACGACGAACCACUCAUCCCUGCCACGCGUGAUGACAGGCAAUCAAGCCCCCACAGCGACAACGAAGAUCCGGAUUAUUUUGAGGGGCGGCUGAAGGAAGAUGAGAAGGGGAGUGGCAGCUAUGAUGCACUUGUUGAGCCUGGAAGACAGAACGUGGGGUCGGAGGAUCCCCAUGCAUCUUAA
This is a messenger RNA of Suillus clintonianus, 2658 nucleotides long. Its product is annotated as cation transport protein-domain-containing protein. Gene Ontology annotation, biological process: intracellular potassium ion homeostasis; potassium ion import across plasma membrane. Gene Ontology annotation, molecular function: high-affinity potassium ion transmembrane transporter activity. Gene Ontology annotation, cellular component: plasma membrane. NCBI's taxonomy places the organism in Eukaryota, Fungi, Basidiomycota, Agaricomycetes, Boletales, Suillaceae. Bases 1 to 2658 code for a protein of 885 amino acids. The record is from RefSeq and is a predicted model, not a curated record. The transcript has 18 exons.